Molecule: messenger RNA, 2704 nt
Organism: Hyposmocoma kahamanoa
Lineage: Eukaryota; Metazoa; Arthropoda; Insecta; Lepidoptera; Cosmopterigidae
Product: nuclear pore complex protein Nup93-like
Exons: 15
Coding region: 192-2654 (820 amino acids)
Biological process (GO): protein import into nucleus; poly(A)+ mRNA export from nucleus
Cellular component (GO): nuclear pore
Molecular function (GO): structural constituent of nuclear pore
Source: RefSeq, a predicted model, not a curated record
CAGGUCAGAGUCGCUUGAUUGUACCGGUCCGAUUUUUGUGGGUCUCUUCCUGUGGUUUCUUCUACUUGUUAUUUUUACAAUGGUCUGUAAAAACGACAUAAUUUGAAGUGAUAAUAAAGUGUUUUCAUUAGAAUACAGCUUUUUAAGUGGUAAAUCAUCAAUAUACAAGAGUAAUAUAACCUAUAAAGAUCAUGGCAGACGAGGAUUUCAGCAAAUUAUUACAACAAGCAGAGCAACUCACAACCGAAAUUGAAGGCAAUGAAGAACUGCCAAGGGUUGAGCGAUCGCUGGGACAAGUAUUAGAAGCUUCCCAAGAGUUGUAUUCGAGAGUUAUACAAUCUGGCGCCAACGACAUUCAAGCGCACUUACUGUUUGGUUCUAAAGGCAUAGAUCUACAGCAAAUAUCUCAGAAGUUAGAGACACUCAGCUCCAAGCGUACAUUUGAGCCAUUGCAACCCAUAGCUGACUCUGACAUUGAAAGUUUCCUAAGAAAUGAGAGAGAAAAUGCUAUAUUAUCACUUAUUGAUGAAGUAAAUAAGAAUUCCUUACAAACAACAGAAGAUCAGAAAUGGGAACAUAUGAUUUCUGAAUGGAAUAGAGAGAAAAUCAAAUUAAUGAAUGCCAUGAUUGGACCAUCUCAGAACUGGCUAGACCUGAAAAGGACACCAGAACCUCCCAGUAUUGCCGAUACACCAAAGAAGUUUGGUCAUUCUAUGCUUGAUGACAUUGAAACAGCAUAUGCAAGACAAGUUCAUCAUUAUAAUAAACUAGUUUUCCAAGGUUCCAAAUCUAGAACAGCAUUACAUCAGAAAUUUGCUCAGGUUGCUGAGGAGUUUAAUGAUUCUAAAGUGAAAGAGAUGUGGGAGAUUAUUAAGACAAUGGCCAACAUUCCAGCUCUGGUAAGGGAUGAAGACCCUCUCAAAGCUAGAGGCAAUCCAACAAUACAACAAUGUCUUAUAGCCCAGGGCAAGAAAUAUUUGGAAAAGAGGUAUAAACAGUACAUGACAGAUGUAGUCCGGGCAAACCCUGCUGCAGCCAUGCGAGGCGGAGAGCCUGGCACUUAUCCCCUUGUCAGAGGAUUUGUUGGUUUGAGACUACAACAGAGUGUUCAGGGCUUGACUGAUGGUGUAAUUGAUGAGCGCCCCCUGUGGCCUAUGGUGUACUAUUGCUUGAGAAGUGGAGAUCCUAAUGCAGCUUUACACUGUUUGAGAAAAGCUGGACGCGAUUACGAAGAGUUCAUUGCAGCUUUAGAGGAACACAUCAAGAGCCCUGAGAAGCCACUCAGUGACAAAUUGCAGACAGCUAUUAACUUCCAGUACAGAAUUCAAGUUCGCAACUCCACCGAUCCUUACAAAAGAGCUGUGUAUUGUAUAAUAGGUUGCUGCGAAGUCAGUGACGAACACUCUGAAGUGGCUCGUACGGCAGACGAUUACCUGUGGCUAAAGCUGUCCAUUAUCAAAAGUCGCCCUGGCAACGAGUCAUCUGAAUCGUUCACAUAUUCCGACUUGCAGAAAAUGAUUUUGGAAGAAUAUGGUGAAACCCACUAUCACGCCUAUGAGAAGCCUCUGGUCUACUUCCAAGUGCUAACUUUGACUGGACAAUUCGAACCAGCUAUCGAAUUUCUAUCUAGAAUACCCAGAUAUCAAGUACACGGCGUCCAUAUGGCGUUAGCUCUUCACGAUGUUUACAUGUUGGGAACUCCACGAAAUGUCCAAGCACCUUUGCUGUCAGUAGAUACGGAUGAUCCCAUACCGCUACGUCGCCUCAACCUGGCGAGGUUACUCCUGUUGUACGUUCGGAAAUUCGAGCUCACCGAUCCCUCUGAUGCUCUGCACUAUUAUUUCUUUUUGAGAAAUCUUAAAGAUCCCAGUGGCAAGAAUCUAUUCAUGUGUUGCUGUACGGAUUUGGCGCUGGAGAGUCGCGACUACGAUUUGUUGUUUGGUCACGCCGACGCCGUCACGGGGCCACGCACUCCCGGUUUGCUAGACCAGUUCAACACUCCCCACAUUGACACUAAGGUCGUCGCACUUAACGUUGCUGAACAACUAGUCAACAAAGGAUUGUUUGAAGAUGCAAUUACUGUAUAUGACAUUGCAGGGAAUCUGGAGAAAGUACUGGAAUUAUUCUGCAUACUGCUUGCUCAAGUAGUAAACAGCGGUGGUGGCGCAGGCGGUUUACGCGAGCGGCUUUCAAUCCUGGCGGAACAUGUUUCACGUAGCCUGCGCUCCGCGGACGCCACUGCCUUACCCGCUGCGUUGGUGGAAGCCUAUACGAAACUUUACAAGCUGAUGACCUUCUUUGAUCAGUUCCAUAAUGAAAAUUAUGAUGCUGCCCUCGAGACUCUUCGCGAAUGUGAACUAGUGCCUCUGAGCCCAAGUGAAUUGGAAAGCCGUGUAAGCGCAGCGCGGUGCGCACGCGGUGAAUUGCUGCGCGCUCUGCCUGCUGUGUUGCGCGCGCUGUGCACCAUUCUGCUCGCGCAACGACAGAAGCUACGUCAGCAACCGCAAGUUCUCGGCGCACCCACAAACAAUAAGCAAGUGGAAUGGCUUCGCACGCAGGCUGAGGUACUAAAUACGUUCGCGGGCAACAUUGCAUACAGAAUGCCCGGUGACACAUACAGUCAGCUUGCACAAAUGCAGAUCCUCAUGCACUGAACAUCGUCAAUUGCCUAAAUUAGUUUCUUAAUACGAUAUAAAAUCCUUAC